CUCUUGAUUGGAUCUUACUUUUUUGUUUUAAUAAUACUGUUCUGUUCAGUUGAUACAACACAUAUGGUUCCACGUUUGUUUCCAGGGGAACGUUUUUAACCGAGGCUCCAGAAAAAUCAACCAGGAAGUAUACUAAAAGAUAAAAUGGAGGAGACGUCAAAAAGUGAUGCGGCUGAUCAGCCGACUAUUGUUGCUGCUCAAGUUCCCUUCCUUCACCUGUGCAAUACUUUAGAAAAAAUCCAGAAAUUGAAACUUCGUCCAGAAAAGUCCAAGACUCUUGGGGAUUUUAUUGAGUCAUGGAGAACGUUUCAUCAGGCCCUGCAUAAGGAUGAGCCCAAAGCAACAGACUCUUUCUACCCAGCAAUGCGUCUCAUUGUUCCCUCAUUCGAGCGAGAGCGACUGGCCUAUGGCAUAAAAGAAAGCAUGCUAGCUAAACUUUACAUUGAUGUAUUAUGCCUCCCAAAAAAGGGUCCCGAAGCCAACAAGCUAUUGAACUACCGCACGCCCACCACGUCUCCAGGAGAGUCUGGAGACUUUGCUGGCAUGGCGUACUUUGUGCUGAAGAAACGCUGCACCAGCCAGGGAAAGCUCAGCAUUAAAGAAGUCAAUGACUUUCUUGAUUCAGUCGCCAUCAACAAUGCAAGCAAAAAGAAAGACCUUGUGAAAACAAGCCUGCUGCACCUCAUCACGCAGAGCUCUGCUCUUGAGCAAAAAUGGCUCAUUAGAAUGAUUCUGAAGGACAUGAAGCUUGGCAUCAGCAAGGAAACUGUUCUUCAAGUCUUUCACCCGGAUGCCGCUGAGCUCUACAAUGUGACCACAGACCUGGACAAAGUGUGCCAGCAGCUCCACAGUCCCUCUGUGUCUUUGAGUGAAAUUUCCAUCAGACUUUUCUCUGCCUUCAAGCCCAUGUUGGCCGCUGUCGCUAAUAUCCGCAAUGUGGAGAAGCAGAUGGGAAACAGCCCUUUUUACAUUGAAACCAAGCUGGAUGGUGAGCGAAUACAACUACAUAAAGAUGGCGACGUGUACAAGUACUUCAGUCGAAAUGCCUUUGCCUACACACAGCAGUUUGGUGGCUCUCCUUUGGAGGGUUCUUUGACACCAUACAUCCACAACGUAUUUCAAAACCACAUCGUCAAUUGCAUUCUCGAUGGGGAGAUGAUGGCUUACAACCCAACUGCAAACACUUUUAUGCAGAAAGGGAGCAAAUUUGACAUCAAGAGACUAAUGGAAGAUUCAGAGUUGCAGACUUGCUUCUGCGUCUUUGAUGUGCUGUUAGUCAAUUCCCGGAAGCUUGGCAAGGAAACUCUAAAGAAGCGCUAUGAGAUCCUGCAGACAAUUUUCACUCCGGUUAAUGGCAGGAUUCACUUGGUGCUGAAAACAGAGGCUCGAACCAUGCAGGAUGUGGUGAAUUCCCUCAAUGAUGCCAUUGACAACCGAGAAGAGGGCAUCAUGGUAAAGGAUCCUCUCUCCAUCUACAAACCGGACAAGCGAGGUGAAGGCUGGCUGAAAAUAAAACCAGAAUACGUGGACGGCCUGAUGGAUGAGCUCGAUGUUUUGAUUGUUGGCGGUUACUGGGGCAAAGGGAGGCGGGGCGGUAUGAUGUCCCAUUUCCUAUGUGCUGUUGCAGAAGCUCCGAAGCCUGGCGAGAAACCCUCAGUUUUCCAUACGCUCUGCCGCAUCGGUUCGGGCUACACCAUGAAGGAGCUGUAUGACCUUGGCUUGAAGCUUUCCAAGCACUGGAAAGUUUACCGGAAAAACGACCCGCCAGCCAACAUUCUGUGCACAAUUGAGAAGCCUGAGGUCUACAUCGAGCCUUGCAACUCAGUCAUCCUACAGGUGAAGGCGGCCGAGAUAGUCGGGAGCGACAUGUAUAAAACCAACUGCACCCUGCGCUUUCCGAGGAUUGAGAAGAUCCGUGAUGACAAGGAGUGGCACCAGUGCAUUACCCUUGCUGAGCUGGAGCAGUUCCGCAGCAAGGCGUCAGGGAAACUCGCUUCGCGGCACCUUCAUAUUGACGCUGCCAACGAGCCACAAAAAAAAAGACAAAAGCUGCCUGCCAAAUCCAAGAAGGUUGUCAGGAUCAUUGAGCACUCCAAGCCCCAGGAUCUCUCUGGGGUUACCAAGGAGACAGACAUGUUUGAGGAUGUGGAGUUCUGCAUCCUGAAUGGGACGGAGGAUCACCCCAAAGCUGAGUUGGAGAAAGGCGUGGCCAAGUCUGGCGGUAUUGUCGUUCAGAACCCAGGGCGAGAUACUGACUGUGUGAUAGCCGGAUUGGAGAACAUGCGUGUGAAGAACCUGAUUUCGUCCAACCAGCACGAUGUUGUGUGGGCCUCCUGGCUGCUGGAGUGUCUGGAGCAGAAGCAAGUGGUUGCGUGUCAACCACGCCACAUGAUCCACAUGUCGCCCUCCACCAAGGAACACUUCGCCAAGGAGUAUGAUAGCUAUGGCGACAGCUACUUCCUGGACACGGACGAAAAGCAGCUGCAGGAUGUGUUCAGGCGCAUGGGACCGGUAAACAUCUCAACAGCCGUCAAUAUCAGCCAAGUAGAAGAGCGAUACGGCUGGGAUGACCUUCCCACCAGUAUGUUCAGACCUUUCACAGUUUAUAUGGAUGAUUACACUGACAUCAGUGACCCUAAAACCCCAAUUUCUGCAAGUUGUUUGGAUAUCAGGGCCCUGGAGUUUCGUUACCAUGGAGGGAAAGUGGUGCAGAAGUUGGAGGAAGGCGUGUCGCACGUUGUUAUCACGGCAGAAACAAGACUUGUGAAUUUGAGGAGAUUGAGGCGCAGCUUUCAAAAGAAGUUCAAAAUCGUCAGAGACUCAUGGGUGACCGAUUCAGCCGAAGCAGGGCAUCUGAUGAAUGAUGACAACUAUUUGGUUUGAAAAGCCUUCCCGCAAAACACUGCAUUUUAAUUCUUUCCUCAGCGCUAGAAGCGGCAUUGUGAAUGCUUAGAGAUGCAUUGUGUUAUCUAGCAAGAAGAAGUGAAUUAAGGAUUAUAAUGUGGGGUUGCACGAUUGGACUCAGGCUAGUAAAUUUCUGGAGAUGUCAUGACAUAUCCACAUUAUCACUUUUCUGCCCAUGAUUUUAGCUUUUGUCUCAUAAUAAUAAUAAUAAUUCAGAACCAAUAGGUUAUAUGGAGAGUAAAAUAAUUUCAACGUUUUUGCACUUAUCCUUGAUUUGAAGUUUGAAACUUUUAAGAGACGGCGCUGUUUGUGUGAAUGUAACAUUUUGAUUACUUUUUUUAGGGUUAAGUGCUUAGCUUUGAGAGUAUUUUUUUUUGUUUUGUUUUGUUUGGCUACAGCUGCAUUUUACCAGGUAUAAAUAAAUUAUUAUUAAACCUUCGCACACAGCUGCGAAGGUUCUGUACCCUCUGCUAUUUCCCAUAAUACAACUUGCAUAGCUGAUCUUGCAUAGCUCUUUUAGGACCAAUUAUAGUUAUAUCCCUCCAGAGUCAUGUAGUUCAUAUAUUUGUAUUAUGGGACAAACAGGAUUUUAUGUGUGAAAUUGUUUGUUUUCCAAUGCACAGUAGGGCUGUAUUUUUGAUUGAAUGUUUUUAACAAAAAUAAACAUGGCAAAUAACAAUUUAAAAUGUUUUUCCCUUUUCCUUACUAGGCUUUACACAGUCAGGAUUUUUGGGGCCGAUCACCGAUCAGCGAGUUUAAAAAAACGAUAACCGAUCACCGAUCCGAUUACAAGAUGGAGCAAUGUGUCUAUUUAAAUGACUUGUUCAUUUACUAUAUAUACUUGUGUACUUAAUUGUUCAAAAAAUUAUAUUUACAAUAAAUAAUGUAUCUUUGUUUAUCUAUUUAUGCCAGUGAGCCAUAGUGACAGACAGAACAAAUGAAUGGCCUUCUAUUAGUUGUCCGGAAGUACAUACAGUAAUUAAUGAAUCCACUUUUUGUGACAUUUUUGUUUGUUGGUGUGCCGUGAGAUUUUUCAAUUGUAAAAUAUGUGCCUUGGCUCCAAAGGUUGGAAAUCACUGUCUUUCAGGACCUGAAGUGGGCGACCAACAUCAACUCCGUCCUCAAAAAGGCCCAGCAGAGGAUGUACUUCCUGCGGCUUCUGAGAAAGCAGGACCUGCCACCGGAGCUGCUGAGGCAGUUCUACACAGCGGUCAUCGAAUCAGUCCUGUGUUCUUCCAUCACAGUCUGGUUUGGUGCUGCUACAAAAAAGGACAAACUCCGACUGCAACGGACAAUCAAACCCGCUGAAAGGAUUGUCGGUACCCCCCUACCCACCCUUGAGGACUUGCACGCUGCCAGAACUAAGACAAUGGCGUGCAAAAUCCUCUCGGACCCUCCGCAUCCCGGUCACCAGCUCUUCCAGCUCCUUCCCUCAGGUAGGCGCUACCGAUCAAUGCAAACUAGAACUAGCAGACAGUCCAACAGCUUCUUCCCUCCUGCGAUCAACUUCUUAAAUACCUAACCUACAUUUCCAUUACAACAUGCUGGCAAUUUGUUGACUUGAUUUCGUUGUCACAUUUCUGUGGGGCCAAUUAUACAUUACUCGUGCACUCACUGUAGUUGUCUCGCCACGCUGCACUAUCUGCAUAUCUGUCGUUGACCAAUACUGGCCACUCAUGCCAGAGUAGCAUCUGCUCCAUUUGCACACUGAUUGAGGAGUAUCUGCAACAUUUGCACGACCAGCAUUGUCCCAGAUUGUCGCACUACUCGUCACUUUAAACCGCAUACACUCCUUGAAGUCUCGGCGUCCUUUGCACAGUGGUCAUUGCACCGGACUAUUGCAAUAUUAGUCAUUCGAACUGCUCUAAGUGCUAGAGGACUCUGCAUCUUUUUGCACAAUUGUCCAAAAAAAAAAUAAUGUACCGGCAUGACCAGAUAACUAGCAACCCUUUACUGCUCAGUGACUGUUUUUGUUGUUGUUGUUUUUUGUUUUGUUUUUUGUCAAUGUCUUUAUUUCUCAAAAUUGUUCUCUGUCAAUUGACUGUCUGUUGUCGUACUAGAGCGGCUCCAACUACCGGAGACAAAUUCCUUGUGUUUUUUGGACA
Phyllopteryx taeniolatus (common seadragon) is the source of this 5009-nucleotide messenger RNA. RefSeq names its product ligase IV, DNA, ATP-dependent (gene lig4). Gene Ontology annotation, molecular function: DNA binding; DNA ligase (ATP) activity; ATP binding. The record is from RefSeq and is a predicted model, not a curated record. Gene Ontology annotation, biological process: nucleotide-excision repair, DNA gap filling; double-strand break repair via nonhomologous end joining; DNA biosynthetic process. Gene Ontology annotation, cellular component: DNA-dependent protein kinase-DNA ligase 4 complex; DNA ligase IV complex. Bases 145 to 2883 code for a protein of 912 amino acids. Lineage: Eukaryota; Metazoa; Chordata; Actinopteri; Syngnathiformes; Syngnathidae. The transcript has 3 exons.